CAGCGGCGGGAGCAUGGCCCAGCGCCGGGAGCCGCGUCCCGCCGCGCCGCCCCACCGGGAGCUGAUGGCGCUGGGGUGGUACCAUGACAAUCUCACCCGACACGCAGCAGAAGCGCUGCUGCUCUCCAAUGGGAAGGAUGGGAGCUAUCUUUUGAGGAAGAGCAAUGAAAGGGAAGAUCUGUACUCCCUCUCUGUAAGGGGAAAAGAUUCUGUGAAACACUUCCAUGUUGAAUGUACAGGAACUUCAUUCAGAUUUGGAUUUAAUGAAUUUUCUAGCUUGAAGGAAUUGGUCAUGCAUUUUGCAAACCAGCCUUUAAUUGGAAGUGAAACAGGAACCUUAAUUGUAUUGAAGCAUCCCUACCCACGGCAAGUGGAAGAACCUUCCAUUUAUGAGUCUGUCCGUGUUCACACUGCAAUGCAGACAGGAAGGACAGAAAGUGACCUUGUCCCAAAUGCUCCCUCACUUGGUACCAAGGAAGGAUAUUUGAUUAAACAAGGCAAAAUAGUCAAGAGCUGGAAGACAAGGUGGUUUACACUGCAUAGGAAUGAACUUAAGUACUUCAAAGACCAGACAGCUACGGAACCAAUUCGAGCACUUGACUUAACUGAAUGCUCAGCUGUGCAAUUUGACUAUUCCCAGGAAAGAGUCAAUUGUUUCUGUUUAGUGUUCCCACUAAGGACAUACUACCUGUGUGCAAAAACUGGGAUAGAAGCUGACGAGUGGAUUAAAAUCCUGCGGUGGAAACUGUCACAAAUACGGAAGCAGCUGGAGGAGCGCAAUGCCACCCUCAGUUCCUAGCUGUGUGCCAGCACUCCUGCUCCACUGGCAGGAAUGGCCUCUCUCCAAGGGGAAGCCUCUUACCAGUGGGCAGCCUCACGUCUCCAGUGCUGUCUGUGCCCCCACACAGAUGUCACCCAGCUCUGCACACACGGGAUCCUGCAGCUCUAGGGCCGCUGAGUCACACGUGGGGACGGUUGUACAAACAGAGUGUGGGUUUAACACGUGUGGUGUAUGCUUGUAAUACACUUAAUCCAAACACCUGCCAACUAAUCACAGAAGUGGUCACUGUUCAAAACUUACGUGGUUAUUCAGAGCACUCAAUAAUUUAUUGCAAGCUCCAUCACAACAAAGGAUCAGUAUCCUGUUCUGUAACCUUGAACCUUUUAUUUAAAAGAGGUCCUUUCUGGAAACAUUGUCUUUUUAUUAUCUGUUUAGGCUUUAAACCACAAGAAAAAUGACAGAAUUACAUUUUGUAAAUAGUAUCUAUAUUGCAAUCCAGAAAGUAGUAUUUCAAGGCCCUUUUCAAAGUGACAGAUGUGUGACACUUAGUUCUGGUCCAACAAAUUUUUAUAUGGUUUAUCUUUAUACCACAGCGAUGGCUACAAGGGAAUGUUUGUUUCAAACAGCAUCUGUAGGUAAUGGUGAGCAGCAUCAUGUAAGCACACAUAUACAGCCAGGGUUAUGAGAAACAGUAGCUGCUUCCUGGCACCCACAGGACACACAUUUAACAGCGUUGUGGCUCACUACAGAGACAAGAAGUGCAACCCCAUGAGGUUGAUGCUGUACUCAAAACAGAUGUUACAUUUUGGAAGCAAAGUUUGACACACUGGAGAGGCUCAAGACCAGUUGCAAGAUGCCCUGAGCAAGAUCCCCUGUGCAAUCCUGUGCCUCCUCAAGGGGUGUGCAAAGAGGGGGUGUUUGGUAAUUGCCUUUACUGGGAGUGCAGAAGAGGAAGACAAAAGCACAUUGGAAGAAGUAAGAAAAUCUAGAUUUGGACAUAUAAAUAGCAUUUUAUUUCAACUUAGUAAUUCAAAGUAUUUGUAAAUAUUUUUAUACAGACUGUUUUCUGAAUAAAAUGUCGUUAUAAAACUACCACAGGUCUUUUAUAUUCCUGUACUGUAUUGUUAGAGCUUUGUCCUCCUUUUUCCCUUAAUGAAGCUUUAACAAUGGCAUCUCCCAUUUAGUUAAAAACCUUUGCCGAGUUUGUGUGAGAGUGAGACAACAGCAGCAUCACUGUCCUUUGAACACUGCUUGGAAAUGGAGCUUGUAGAGAAACCACAAACUUAGCCUUCCCUUUUUCACAGCAACAGGCUGCUUCACAGAACACUGGAAACAAGUUCAGCACGUGAUGUCACAAACUGAAGCCAGUGACCUUGGGUGACAGGCAGAGCAGAAGCAAACAGCAAGGGGAGGCCUGUGCUGGAACACAAACACAUUUUGCCAGAAAUACACACACCUUCCAGCUGCUUCUGGAAUGACCAGCAACAGAAGUCCCAUUCCAGCUUAGUUUAAAUGGAAAAGGGUUGACUGACAAGCUGUAAUCUCUUUUUGAGCCAAGAACUUCCAGUUGUCAUUUCCAGCACCACUGUUUCCCCCAUCUGCCUGAUGCACCAAAGGUUGAUGAGAUGUGAACACAGGGCCAUGGCAUCCCCUUUCCCAGCCUGGGGCACAGACCUGCCCAGAGCAGUCCCUCAGAUCUGCAAUGCUUGGCAGUUGUCAUAAGGGGACAUGGGAGGGAACAACAGGGUGGGGCUAAGUGCACAGGCUUGACCCCCAGCAACAGGAUCUCUGCACUGCCCUGGGACUUGAUAUCCUUACUGCCCAACUGAGAGAAGCACUGGUUAGUUUUCAGCCUAUAAAUUCAUGGAUUU
Messenger RNA from Pseudopodoces humilis (Tibetan ground-tit), 2652 nucleotides. It is a transcript of the gene DAPP1, whose product is annotated as dual adaptor of phosphotyrosine and 3-phosphoinositides 1. The record is from RefSeq and is a predicted model, not a curated record. Lineage: Eukaryota; Metazoa; Chordata; Aves; Passeriformes; Paridae.